Messenger RNA from Pecten maximus, 8716 nucleotides. RefSeq names its product rapamycin-insensitive companion of mTOR-like. Bases 18 to 5264 code for a protein of 1748 amino acids. Gene Ontology annotation, molecular function: protein serine/threonine kinase activator activity. Gene Ontology annotation, cellular component: TORC2 complex. NCBI's taxonomy places the organism in Eukaryota, Metazoa, Mollusca, Bivalvia, Pectinida, Pectinidae. Gene Ontology annotation, biological process: TORC2 signaling; positive regulation of phosphatidylinositol 3-kinase/protein kinase B signal transduction. The transcript is spliced from 35 exons. The record is from RefSeq and is a predicted model, not a curated record.
GGAAGUAAAUUUUGAUAAUGGCGGCCGCUAUGGUCCGCCACGGACGUCCAUUCAGAAAUGUCCGAUCUAGAAUACGUCACGAAAGCGGCGAGGAAGGUGUAAAAUUGGACCUUUCGAAAGAUCCUGGCGAAAAUAUUAAAGAAAUACUGACUAUAGCAACAGUGCAUCUUCAUGUACAUAAGACCAAGAAGCUGGGAUAUCUAAAUGCAUUUGUUAAACUUCUGUACAAACUGGGAAAAGAGAAAAGCUUAGGAUAUUCAAAACAAGAUAUACUUUGCUGCUUAAGGGUGAGUUUGUUCCAUGAGGCUAAGGAGGUGAGAGCUGCAACACUAAGAGUGUUGAGGUAUUUCAUACAGGAUGGGGAAACAUUGGAUCUCUUAUACAAACUUCACAUGGAUUAUCUCAUUGUCAGGUCAAUUGACAUGUGCCUGGACAAUGAGGUGGAGAGGAUUCAUGCCAUCAAACUGGUACGACGGAUAGCACAGCUGGCUCCCCACAGACUCACCUGCUCCCUUAUCUACCCUCUAGUUGCCAUUGGUAAUGAUGGGGCAGGUGAACGAGACCGCAUGGUUCGCGUUUGUCUCUCUACUAUUUGUGAAAUAGCAUUCCUGAACCCAGAACUGAUUGCUAAGUGUGGUGGUGUUGGGAGUAUCCUGAGGGCUGCACUGGACUGUCACCAAUACCCCAGAAUCAAUGAGAGUCUUGUCUGCACAAUCCUGCACCUCCUCAACCAUCCACGCACUAGGCACCUGAUCAAGUUCAAUACAGAUUUAGAGCAACUGUUAGCACCAUUCACUGACUGUCAUUACCGGUACAGUGGAGCAGAGACCUCUGACCACUCGGGAGAGGAUAAAGAAAACCGGUUUUCUGCCAGCAAGAUGGCUAUAGUGUCCAUUAUGAGGUCUUGGCCAGGUAUCAUAAGAUUUUGUCGACCAGAUGGGAGCGGUCUCCAGUCCUUAGUAGGAAUACUAUAUCUGCCAUAUUAUGAGAUUAGGCAAGGAAUUGUAGAAAUACUGUAUGAUUUAUUCCGUCUUCAAAUACCUGAGUGGACAGACAACUUCUCAACUGCCUUGCUGAGUGUUGAUCCUUCUAUGAUGCGAGACAGUUGGCGCCUGACAGAUGGGUUUAUUUGUGAGGAAGGUCGAUCACUGUUACCACACAUGGCCAAAAUAAGACCAAACCUUGUAGAAAAUCAUUUAGCCCUUCUGCUCUCCGCAUGGAUUGGUGCUGGCAUCUUAGAUGCUCUGGUGGAAGUGGUUAUUAGCAGUGAUGAUCAUCUGUUUGUGAGAACCACCAUACUUCUAGGUCAACUGAUGCACAUGGCCAGCACCAUUCUACCUAAUGAGUGUAGCCACCACAACCACUGUCUUCCUACUCUCAUGGCCAUGGCCUCUGCUGCAGACAUUCCUCAGCACCAACAGCACCGUGCAUGUAAAGCCGUGUCCUACCUUGAUCGGUUACAUUCCAUGAGAAAACGAGGUAUAGUGCCCUGCAGUCUGUACCUGGAUCAUCUCAUACAGAACAUGGGUGGCCGGAAGUCGCCUUUCUCCAAACACUUCCACCAAAACAAGAAUAGGCUCAACUCCUACUAUAUAACCAAGUUAUCAUCAGAAGACAUGGUUAUACAGACUGUGAAGGACUCACAGGUUCUUUAUACCAAAGACAAUUAUAUCUGGGACUGGGACCUUAUUGGCACAAUCCUCAAGUGGCCACUGGAUAAGCAGAAGAAGCUGGAUGAACAGAUGUUAUCCCGGUUUAUGAAGCGGUUGAUAUACUUUUUUAAGCCCACCAACCAUCUGUUUUCCCGUCUGGAUGUUGUUCACAAGUUGGCUACUAAGAUUGCACAUGCUGGAUGUCUACUGGCAGAGUUUUUGAUGGAGUGUGUACAGGAUGACAUUAAGAAACAAUUUGUAGACCUGAUCAGUGACAUAGGACAGUGUUUGUCUGAGGUUGGGAGCAAGCACCUGGCUGCAGAGGCUGUUCUCAGUCCUAGUAAUACCAUCAACACCUGUAGUCAGUACUACUUCCUCUUCCUGGGCAAGAUCUCUGUUACAGUCAAAGGGGACAAGCUCCUGGAGAAGUGUGGCAUCUACCAAUAUUUGUUGGACAUUGUGCGUUCAGCGGCCCAGGACAGUUUUGUGAAACUGACAGUAUCCUGUAUGAGCUACAACCAGGAGGGCAACUGCAGAGCAAUUUUAUCCAAGGCCCUGUGCGCUUCUUCAGAGAGUGCCCGUUUGUUCUGUACGAAGUUCCUGCGGGUGUUACUACGCGUUAGAGUUCCUGGAUUCAGUACAUGGGGGAUGGAACUCCUCACCACACAGUUGUAUGACCAGAGUCGUAGUGUCUCCCAUGUUGCACUUGGGGUCAUGGAGGAGGCGUGUGAGGUUGAUACAUGUUUGAAUUCACUGAUAAAGUUACGACCAUCAUGCCUACACCUUGGAGAGAAGGGUCGACUGCUCACCUGUAGGUUCAUGUCAACACCGCGUGGAUUCCGUAAUCUAGUGGAGGCUAACUAUAUAUCUAAUGAACUGGAUAUUUGGGCAAAGACGUUUGACACAAAGUAUGUUGGCAUUGUCGAAGAACUGUUAAAUGAAGCUCUUACAACAUAUGAGAAGACAUUUGAAGGGUCCUUUUCAAGGAGAUCCAGUAGAAAGCGUCCCAGUAAAGAUGCUUUUCUGCCAGUUCAUCUGUAUGGUCAGCUCACACAAACCAAAGAUGGCUUUCAGCUUUUACGACAACAGGAGUGUAUAGAGGAAUAUUUCCAAUGUAUCCGCUGCCAAGAACUGAUGACAGAUGAAGAUAUUAUGAAAAUGAAGACUGCCCUCUGGGCUGUGGGCCACAUUGGAAGUUCUACAUGGGGUAUUGGAUGGCUUGAUGAGGAACGUCUAUUUCCUGAAGUGAUACGACUAGCGGAGGAGUGUGGAGUGUUCUCCAUCAGAGGAACAGCCUUCUAUGUGUUGGGACUGCUGGCCAGUACACGUGAGGGGGCGGAACUCCUUACUCAACUUGGCUGGGAGUCAUGUUGGCACUCACGUGGGGAGCUGUGGCCAGUGGUUGAGGAUCGUGCUGAGAUGCUAACUGACCUGGAGGAUGCAACAGAAAGUGUAUUGAGCUUCGGCAGCACAUCCAGAUCUGAUCCAGAUUACCGCACAAGUCUACAUUCCCCCGGAAUAGCUUCCAACAGUUUGUUCUUUAUUGCAGAGGAGGAAAAGUCUUUAUUCAGUGAUGGGGAUAAAGUGGCUUGUGAUAACAACCAUAACCGUAGCAUAGACACCACAAGCAUUCCAGACACCUCUAAGUCGGCCAUAAUGCGCAGUAAAACACUUGCAUUUGAGUCUCCAACCUACAGAAGGUACAAUAGCAUGCCUUCACAAGCUCGAAAUGUCAAAAAAUUCUCAAGAAGUAGUAAACAGCGAACAUUUAGUGAUGAUUCUGAUAAAAGGUUGAGCCCAAAGGAUCCUCUUUCACCAGUGUCGCCUUCAGAAUAUAUACCUCUGGCCUCAGAGUUUACCUCUCAAACCCAGAGCACCUCAAUGUCCCUAAAGGGAAGUAACUCUGAGGAUUCCACCGUUAUACCUGUGAUAUGUUUGCCUGAUGAAUCCUCAGAACCUGAAACUGUGUCAACAGGGAAGGAGGAAAGUGUGAAGGACAAAGAGGUCACAGACUCAAAGGUCAUUUUACGACAAGAAGGAUUGGACAAAUGUAAGAUGGUAAAACGUUCACCUAUAUUUCGAGAUGGCAGGAGCAGUAGUAGUGAAAGUUCUAGGUCUAGUAAAAACCGUGCAGAUAGUUUCAAUACUGACUCUACAACUAGUGGUGUAAGUUCAUGUGAGUCGGGACCCAACACCUACAUCUCCUCCGAGGUUGUGUCCCUCAGUCCUAUCGCUAGCUCUACCUCCCUCAACACUGUUGGGGUAAAGUCCUCCUCCCUCGAAACCAAAGACCUCAUCCACCCGUCCACUGUGAGGAGAAAGUCUAUGAAUCUUAACCGUGUUCCUAGUUUAAGAAAGAUUCAAGGUAACCCUGCAUAUGGAAUUCUGUCAUCUUCCCGGAUGGAGGGACUGACAUCAGAGAAUGCUAUAAUGUACACCACUACUAGAGAUGCAUACGGUUAUGCCACAUGGCGGUCAAUCAAACGACAGCGCACAGUUAGCUCUGACCUUGAUUCAGACCUUGGCAUCAGUAAUCUGUACGAUGAGGAAGGCACUACCGGCACGCUCAGUAGAAAGUCAAGUGUGGAUUCUAAACUAAGCCUGGACCUAUUUGGUGGAACAGCCAGUAGACUAAGUUUGGGAAUGACAAGAAAUGCUAGUGGUGUUUCUCUGUCGGAGAUGGAUGGGCGGCCCUCCAGCCCAAUGGGUGCUAUGCCAAAGGCAUCGUUACAGAAGCGCCGACCACACACAGGAGAAGCUGAGUUUUUGGGACUUACCUUGCCUGUAGAUAUCAACAUGAUGUUUGAGGUACAUGAAGGCGAAGACAAGCGCUCACAGUCUAUAUCGGCCAUGUUGGAUCGGACAGAGGACAUUCAGACAGUUCGCAGUAGAAAAGUGUCAUCAUCAGGCAAGAGGUCUAGAACUACGUCCUCAUCUACCACCAGAGGUGAUGGACUUGCCAUCGGAUCUGAUCAUGACUUGUCAGUCUGUGUGGCAUGCUACAGACUCCAAACAAUUGGACAGUCAGAUGGGGACAAAGAGGAUGGUAUACCUGAUGUAGACUUUGAGUCAGAUGGCCCAGGUAGUGUGACAGUAAUAGAGCGUGAGGAGGACCCAGGCAGUUUGCUGGAGGCCGUCAAACAACAGAAAGGUGACCGACGGACUCGCCUUGACAGUCUCAACGAGCUGUCGUCUGCCACACCUGGAAGCAUGAACAGCUGUACUAGUACUGAUUCUCCGACCAAGAAGAUGUCAUUUGAUAGUGUUCAUGGGCGUGCUCUCAUAAGACAAGAGAUUCGAAAGCUGGUCACCAAUCUAAGUAGCUCUGUGGGAGUCAAGGGCUCAGAACAGGGACUUUUGGGAUUGAAGCAGAAAUUUCCUAAAGUUUUCCAGGAUGUUUGUUUUUACUCAGAAGUGAGCCACAUCAUGACUGUCUGCUCUUUUCGACUAACAGCACGGAGGUUUAUACAGGAGCUCUUUGAUGAGUUUGACAUUUCCAAGUUACUGGAGGAAGCCAGGUGUAUUCUUGGAGUUGUCAUUGAGACAGAGAACACUGGACCGGUUACUAACAAACAGGACACCCUGGACAGUGUGUGGGAAAACAUGUUCUGAAAUGUCGCGAUAUCAAGUAAUGAUACCCCUAGGAUGUAUGGAAAUAGUGCAUAAAAUAUCUUUGAAAAGAAGACCUUAAAGUAUGUGUAGGAAAAUGUAUGAUGAAAAAAAAAAGACCUUUAAAGUCAUAGGAAAAUAGACGUCAUACAUAGUCUAGGAAUACAUCACAGAAAAAUAUACUCUGUUUUGACGUUUAUAAAUAUCUGUGUUACAAAAUAUACUCCCUGGAUACCACGUUGUGGAAAACAUUUUCCAAAAUGUCCAACACAUUUCUUAUAUGUGAGAAAACAUGCCCGGUAUGGACACAACGUUGGACAUUUGAAUCAACUUACAUUAAAAAUUGAAUGAAUGAAGUGAUGUUGUAUUCCAAGAUUAUUCCCAUAACCAUUGAUUGUUGUUAAAUACUGGCAUAUUAAGGUGUUGUUUGAGAUUACGGUGUAGUAAUGAUUAUCCCGGUAAGCUCUCCGCCCAUUACAGCCUCUACUGUCUGUGUUACCAGUGCACUGUUCAGAGAAAAGACCCUUCAUUGAUUGUGAAUUCAAAAGGACCUCAGCAUGAUAUAUUGGACAAAAUGUAUAACCAUCUUUCUGAUGUCAAUUUUUACCCACUAGAUACUUGUAUCAACUGAGUUGUUGUCCAGGUUAUAGUUACAGUAUUGUAACACUGAAAUAAUCUUUAAUUGAUCUUAAAGUUUCUAUAUUUCUUCAAUAUCUACAACAUGGAAGUUUUGAUGACCUCCUGUUUCCAGUGCUGUAAAAUUGGCCUCCACAUUCCUCUCUGAACAGUUAUCAGCACAACACCAAUUUAUGACUAAUUCAUCACUUAACUGGCAUUUUCUGUAAUGUAACUGUGUAUGCUGAUGACACAUGUAUCGACACUUGUGAAGUCAUGCAUAUAAGACAUCACAUGAUUGUCUCUGUCAUGGAAAACAAACCGUCCUAGUGGAAAUUCAGCUAUAGGGAAACCAACAUGAAUUUUCACUUAUUUUCUUUGAUAUGGAUAUGAGUUAUGUGAUGAAUGAAGUUGUAUACUUGUGUCAGUUUAGUAUAUAAACAGGUUCUUACUGGUAUGAGUAUACGUAGAUAACCAUACCAAGUGAACAAGAAAGGAAAACAAACAAUGUCAGACUUUUUUGUAUUUCGUCGGAUUACAAAAAAUAAUACAUGCACAUUGUGUUUCAUUCUAGAUCUAUUGUUUCAUAACAAUAAUGCUUUACUUAAGUUUGUGCUUAUUGAAAAUAUAUCAUUUACUUGAAUCAUUCAUGACUCUUUUAUGAUACCGCCAUGAACAUUGUUACUAUUAGUAUUACAUUAUAAAUGAUAAAAAUGUAUUGUUGAGUAUGAAUUAUUGUCUAAUUAGAUACUCUAUCCAUCCGGUUAUAUAAUAAUAUAGGGCCACUGUUUUAUAACUAUCUUGUAAGGAUGAGUCACUGUCAGCUUGGUUGUAUAGAGGAUUCAUCCUUUCCAAUCCCACCAAAUCGAAAUGUCUUCAAAAGUGCAAUAUUCUAUAAAGCUUUGACAAUGCAUUAUAUGCAUAUAUACAAACGAUCAUGUGUAUUUUUAUAUAUUAUCAAAACAGAAUGAUUUUAUUAUAAGAUACAUUUUUGAUGACAGGUGACUGUUUUAUAAAAGGUGACCGCUGUAAAGUAGGUGUGAUUGUACCAUGAAUGGUUGAGUAAAAUUAGCGAUGUAUAGAUGUGUCCAAGGCAUCCAGUUGACCCUUGAUUUUCAAUCAUUUCAGAAGGUAAAUAAUUAUUUCUCAAAAAUCUGAAGAGUCAAAACAUCUGUCAAAUAGACAUAUCCCUUCUAUUCUAGUAAUCAAGAUCUCACUUUAGGGGAUCAAAAACAUAUUCUUAAGGGUCUACUUGAAGUCCUCAUUAAGGGUCUACUGGAAGUCUCAUAGUAUGAUUGUUAUACUGUAUGUGACAGGUAAAAAACAUACAUAUGCACUUAUGAUGUUGGUCAACAAGAUCAAAGAGUUAAUGUAUAAAUAAUUUUAGUAUGUAUUCUAAAUUGUAUGAAGUGUAUAUUUAACAUACCGUAAGUGCUAGUCACACUGUUUCAGUAUCUGAUUAAGCAUGGUAUACACAGCAGAGGCUCUAGUCAAAAACAGCCGCUGAGACUUUUGUUAAUAUUUACUGUGUUCAGUAUGCCAAAUUUUCAUUAAGCGAUAUUUUGGAGCAAAGCUUAUUUUCCAAGAUUUCAAUGAAUUUUUUAAUACAUGAAUCCUUAAAUAUCAGAAAUAUUACCUGAACAUAUUAAUAUUAUUAAGUUCUCACCAAGGAUGUUAUUAAUUACUUAAGUAACAAGGUUCCAACUUUAAUAAAUCUCACUUAAAUUGCAGCAGAUUAUAGUUGAUAGUAAAAAAACUGCCUACUUUAAUAAGUAAUUAUAUAUAAUGUCAUUAAGUUUUGGUACUGAGGGUAAGUUAUUUCUGGUAUUGAUGGUUUUCUAACUGAAAAAAAAUACAUUUAAUGAUUUAUGACGUCAUUUAAUACGCUGCAAGAAGGAAUGAAAAAUUGUUAAACCUACUACAUUAAUCACUUUAAAUGUAGAAAAUGUAUGUGAUCAUAAUCUUGUCUAGAGAAUCAGUUUGAGAAAAUUUAUAUGUAUGAACUUACUGAAAAAAAAUGAAGAAUGCCCUACAAGCUCAAUACAAUAAUAAAAUGAUCACAGCCAUUUGUUUAGACUUAAUAUGAGCUCUGAUGUGUAAUGAUGACACUUGUUUUACAACUUGCUCCAAUCAAUUAAAAAGUGCCAUAAUCCGUUAUAUGUGCUUGAAGUGAAUGAUGUUUUAGCAGCGAGUGUAAUGUUUUUUACUAAAAAGUCUCGGAGAAAAUGUGUAUCGAUGCCAAACAUGUGCUUAACAAAAUGCCAUUAUUCCUUUACUCAAUUAUGCUUUCUCAAAUCUACCUGUUCUGUAAUACAUGUGUAUGUUGUCCAGAAAUUAAGUGUUGUUAAAAAGGUUGGUGUAAUUCUGCUUAGUUGGUAUGUAUGGAGUCGGACACAGUAUGGCCAGUAUUGAAGAUUAAAAUCUUACAGAUUUCAUGUGUUAAAUGUAAUAUAUUAAAUGUAAAUUAUGCCCUGGUGUGUAUUUGAAUAUAAAUUGUUCCUCUCAGAUGGAACACUUUUUACAAUGUACCAGUGCGUAAACUUCGGAGUGUACAUAUUUUACCAAGUAUAUCUGUAUACAUGCAUUUGUAAUCUUGGUGUAAGGAUUUGUAUGUUUGCUUUUGAUGUGCUCCAGUCCAAAUAUUUUGAAAUUUCUGCAGCCUAUUUGUGUUAAUGCUAAUAAGCAGAGAUUGUAUGUGAUAGCACUUGCAUGAUGGAUCAAACCAUUUUAUUUAUACUGUUAAGUUUGUUAAACACCGACUGUUAAUUUGUCGGCACACUAUUGUGGAAUAUUCACAAUACAGAGAACUGAGUCAAGGAAUAAAGAUAAAAUAAAGUUUA